AUGGCGUCAAGAUCCUACAACAUCCCUACACAUCUCCCCAUCUUGCCGUGAGUCACCCCACCGGCGACCGUCGGCCUCACCACGCACCAGGUCGUGUGGGGGACGACGCGUCAGCCAGCAGCAUCGACCGCUCGUCGCCGCUUAACGUUGCCUCGUACGAUCAUACAGGUUGCCGGAGACGCAGGUUUUGUACCCUUCACUCGUCCUUUCGAUCCAAGUCGUCUCGAAGCAUUCAGUUGCGUUGCUGCAAAAUGUGCUCAGGGUGAGUUGACUGCUCCUGUCCGUUUGUCGUCAUCCCCCGUCCGUCGAUGGCAGCAACGUUGGCUCGUGAUCUUGGCCCCGCCCGGCCUGGUCACGCCACCGAACGCCGGACAGACGCUUCUUCGACCAUCGACGCGUAAAGUCCAGUCUCCGAAUAGCUCAACUGUUUCUGCUUCAUUCAUAUCCUCCUUCUUCAACAGGAAGCCGAACAGAACUCAGGCAACAAGCCCCUCAUCAUCGGUGUCGUACCCCUGAAGGACACGUCCUCGCCAACAACCGGACCACCGGCUAGGCCAACUCCGAACCCGACGUCCAAUCGGCGCGACCCUUACCGAACACCUCCUCAGUCCGAUGACGAGUCGGAUAACCAAAACAAGUCCAAUUCGGCCAAAUCCAGGGCGGUUGUCUUGCACAAGAGUAGUGCUGCACAGGGCAAGCCACCCAUCGCCGACCUCUUUGGAUGCAAGUCUUUCAAGCCGGUGUCGGCCUAAAAUCACAUACACUAUGAUACUUGCUGACGCGAUCCUUUGCCAUUUUUUACAGAUGGUGUGGCGGCUCGUAUUGUGCGACUCGAACGACUGUCUUCAGGCGGUUUCAUCGUCGUUCUCGAAGGAUUGGCCCGCAUCGUUCUGCACAUGGACGACUUUGGACCCUCGACGUUGCCGUUCCACGAAACGACGGUCACGGUCCUCAAGUCGACCCCCCUUUCUUCCUCCUCGCCUCUCCUCGAAGCGUUGCAGGCUAUCGCGAAUCAGGUCUUGACUUCACUCUCGGCCAUCGCGCCUCUGUCACUGCUUCUCAAUCGUCGACUCAAGUCGCUCAUCGGAUCCCUGACACCCGAGACCGCGCCCACUCUUGUCGACGCUCUCAUUGGCUCGAUCCCCACAAACUCCACUACCGGAUUGCUCUUCAGCGAUCGACUCGCCAUUUUGUCCACCUUGGGAGGUGACGAUCGAGUUGCGCAGGCGAUCGAAAUUCUCGGCCGGGUCGACGAAUCGCUCAACCUCAAAAAGAGGAUCGGCGACAAGGUCGACCAGAACACGAGCCGACGACAGAGGGAGUACCUCUUGAUGCAGCAACUCAUCGCCAUUCGACAAGAACUGGAAGAGUUGGCCGCGAAUGACGUCAAGAAUGGUCGAGCGUCGUCUUCACCUUUGAGUCGACUCCGGGGUGGUCCAGGAGACAAGAAGAAGAGUCCGGUCGACGACGAUGAUGACGACGAGGAGAACGAGGAGAACGAGAUGGCCGAGCUGGAGAAGAAGAUCAAGGCCAAAGCCUGGACUGAGGAAUCGCGCAAGGUCGUUAUGCGCGAGUUCAAGCGGUUGAAGAAAUCGCCCCCUCAAGGUGCCGAGCAUGGCGUCAUUCGCAACUACGUCGAGUGGCUAUUGGCUUUGCCAUGGAACGAGUCGACGCCUUUGCCGCUGUCCAGGGACUUUAUCGAACAGGCUAGGAAGAAGCUUGAUGAUGAUCACUAUGGACUGGAGAAGGUCAAGAAGCGGUUGUUGGAAUGGCUCGCUGUGCUGAGACUCAAGCAGGAGCAGUGGGAGGUCGACAAUGCGGCUGCCGUCGCUUCGCUAGAACAGGCGCAGUUGACCGAUGGCACGCCCGCGAGAGGUUUCAAUGAGGACGCCGUGGACUCGACGGUGGGUCAGGUCGUCGCCUCGACCAACGACAGUGCACCUCCACCUACAGCCGCCCCGUCCGUGCCUGCUCCUUCAAGGCAGAACGUCGUCGCUAAGCCACGCGACAAGGGCCCGAUCCUUCUUCUCUGCGGCCCUCCCGGAACGGGCAAGACCUCGAUCGCCAAAUCGCUCGCUUCGGCGAUGGGUCGCAAGUUCCAACGCAUUUCGCUGGGUGGUGUCCGGGACGAAGCCGAGAUCCGUGGACAUCGUCGUACCUACGUCGCUGCGUUACCGGGUGCGAUCGCUCAGGCGUUGCGCAAGUGCGGGACGAAUAACCCUGUCAUUCUGUUGGACGAGAUUGAUAAGCUUGGGUCUUCGAACACUCAUGGUGAUCCUGGAGCGGCGCUGUUGGAGGUGUUGGACCCGGAGCAGAACUAUUCGUUCGAGGAUCAUUACUUGGGAAUCCCGUAAAACCAAUCCACAUACUCAUCUCGCUUCAGAAUCAGUAUGACUGACCUUCUUUGACGAAUCUACAGCUUGGACUUGUCGAGCGUCUUGUUCAUCGCCACGGCCAAUAGCCUCGACACGAUCUCGGAACCGUUAUUUGAUCGAUUGGAAACGAUCGAACUGUCCGGUUACGUGGUGAGUGUAUCGCAUAAAGUAUGUCCAGGGUUGGUUGCAGCCCUAAUCGAGCGUCCCUUCUUUAUCCAGCACUCGGAGAAGCUGGCGAUCGCAAAGAAGUACUUGAUCCCCAAACAGGUUAAAGCCAACUCCCUGCCAGCCGACCUCCUUUCGAUCCCUGACGACGUCCUCCUCCACCUCAUCACUUCAUACACGCACGAAGCUGGUGUACGGACGCUCGAACGCGAAAUCGGGGCUGUCUGCCGUGCCAAGGCCGUAGAAUACACCAAGGCUCGCGAUGAGGCCGAGGCGGCCAAGGAUCCUCGUGGUCGCUUAGGAGCCGAUGUCACCAAGUAUGGCUACCGUGUCGACUUGACCAAGGAGGACAUCGGCGAUAUCCUCGGACAGAGUCGCCAUGACGCCGAAGAGAUGGAUCGCGAGAACAUGAUUGGCGUUUCGACAGGAUUGGCAUACCGAGGCUCAGGCAAUGGUGGCGUUUUGCACAUCGAGACGACCUCGAUGCCUGGUCAUGGCAACUUCAAACUCACUGGCCAACUAGGAGAUGUCAUCACCGAGUCUGCUGGGCUGGCUUUAGCAUGGACCAAAUCGCAUGCCCACCAAUUGGGGAUUGCCACCAGCCGAACUGAGGACGCGUUUAAGGAUCUGGAUAUUCAUCUACAUCUCCCUUCGGGUUCGAUCAAGAAGGAUGGGCCUUCGGCGGGCGUGGCGAUGGUAGUGGCGAUUGUUUCGCUGAUGAGGGAGAUUAGGAUGAUUAAAGGGGUUGCGAUGACGGGAGAGAUCACUUUGCGUGGGAAUGGUAGGUCUUCCCAAGUGCAUUUCCACUGCCUUGUAUUGACUAGCUUUGGCUACGUGAACGUCCACAGUAACCUCAGUAGGCGGCAUCCGCGAAAAGGUCCUCGGUGCCCAUCGAGCAGGUAUCCGAACCCUCAUCCUCCCUUUCAAGAACCGCCGCGACGUGAAGGACGACCUACCCCUCGAGAUCCAGAAUGACAUCGAGUUCAUCUUUGUUCGAAACAUCUUUGAGGCUUUGGAAGCGGCGUUUGGGAAGGAAGCGUUGUGGAGGGGAAGAGAAGGGGAUCGGAUUAGGGAUAUGGUCUUCUCGGAGAUGGCCAGUAGGCUGUAG
Messenger RNA from Microbotryum saponariae, 3648 nucleotides. The record is from the annotation of a GenBank genome assembly. NCBI's taxonomy places the organism in Eukaryota, Fungi, Basidiomycota, Microbotryomycetes, Microbotryales, Microbotryaceae.